Messenger RNA from Metopolophium dirhodum (rose-grain aphid), 3589 nucleotides. It is a transcript of the gene Su(var)3-9, whose product is annotated as histone-lysine N-methyltransferase SUV39H2. NCBI's taxonomy places the organism in Eukaryota, Metazoa, Arthropoda, Insecta, Hemiptera, Aphididae. The record is from RefSeq and is a predicted model, not a curated record. The transcript has 3 exons. Gene Ontology annotation, cellular component: nucleus. Gene Ontology annotation, molecular function: zinc ion binding; histone H3K9 methyltransferase activity; protein binding. Bases 509 to 1765 code for a protein of 418 amino acids.
UUUUCAUUGUUAUCUCCGUGGUGUCGGUACGCCGCCGUCGUAGUGACGCCGCAACAGUCGUUACUACUAUCUAGACCGUCGUAUUCGUCGCAGAGCCGUAGUCACUGUCUAGUCUGUUGCUGUUGUAGCCCUAUCGCCUGUGCCCCGUACCUAGUGUGUGUACCGCUUUUCGUUAUCGCCUGUCCAGCCGUUAUUGUACGCCGUCGCGCUCGUCUACCGCCGCUUCACCCCGCUACCCCUCCCGGCGCGUACCUUCACCACCGUCCGCCUGUCCCGCACCGCGCCCGCGCGUUUCACAACACUCAUUCGUUCGGCGGUUCCCGCGCUAACCGAUACGGUACGUGUCCCGGUACAGCAACAGCGAUCGAGUGUUCCCCGUGCGUGUCCGUCAGUCUGCCGCCAAAUAUUUACUCGAUCCAGUUGAUCCGUUCACCGCCGUCGUUUCCGGCAGUUGGGGCUGUUAAUUCCAUCCGUAGUUCGCCUUGAUUUCGUGCUCCAGGCCACUACAAUGCAUAAAGGAGUGGCUGAUAACGAGUAUGAGAUUGAAUCCAUUUUAUUCGAUGAUACAUAUGGGAGCAAAACAAUGUAUCUCGUUAAAUGGAAAAACUAUCCCAUGGACCAAUGCACGUGGGAACCAUAUCGAAAUCUGACAAAUUGUACCCAGGCAUUAAAUGAUUACAGAUCAAAUAAAAUAGUUGCAACUGAAAUCUACCAGACUUCACGCUAUAAAGAACUAUAUGACUCGCUAAAUAUUUUUGCAGAUCAGGAACUACUUGAAUUGUUGCACCAUGUAAUUCAGGAUGGAAUGCCUUCUGUAGAUGACAAAUUUGUUAGGGGUACAAUUGCUUAUUUAUCAACUGUAUCACCCAGUAGUAGAAGUUCGUCUUUAACUAAGCUCAUCAGACAUAAUUUAAUGAUAAUUGAAGUUGACAAAAAAAGGCAUAAACAACAAGAUAGAUUAAAUAAAUGGCAAAAUGAUAUGGCAGCAGUAUGUGGAUUUAAUAUAAGUGUACUAAACAAUGUUGACUUCGAAGGUCCGCCAAAACGUUUUUAUUAUGUGGAUGAAUGUGUGGCAGGCAAAGGCGUUGUUAUUCCGAAUGACCCUCCAGUUUGGUGCCACUGUGAUGUUACCUGCGGAGGAAAAAAACGUAAGAAAACCGAAUGUCAUUUUGGCGAUUUUCAACUCGCGUAUAAUAAAUUCAAGCGCAUCAUAGUUCCUCAAGGCACUCCUAUUUAUGAAUGUAAUAAAAAAUGUACUUGUGACGCAACUUGUGUAAAUAGAGUGGUCCAACAUGGUCCAAGCAAAAAUUUAAGACUUCAAAUAUUCCGUACUGACAAUAAUCGCGGUUGGGGAGUCAAAACAUUGUUAAGUAUAAAACAGGGUACUUACAUUACCAAAUAUACUGGUGAAGUAAUCACCAGAUCAGAAGCUGAUCAACGGGCUGUCACCCAUGGAUCAAAGUCAACAUACUUGUUUGAUCUUGACUACAAUACUGAGAAAAAUGAUAGUGUUUAUUCUAUUGAUGCUACUACUUAUGGUAAUGUAUCACAUUUUAUAAAUCAUUCGUGCGAUUCUAAUCUGGCCAUAUUUGCUGUAUGGAUUGAUUGCUUGGAUACUAAUAUACCAACUCUGGCAUUAUUCGCGUCUAGAAAUAUUAGUGCAGGUGAAGAGAUUACAUUCAAUUAUAUGACUUCUGUCAACAAUGAAAAUCGGAGAAUUAAAUGUAAAUGUUUAUCUGAUAAUUGCCGUGGUUACCUUUGUUAGUAUAAAUAAUUUUAUAUUCAUACCAUCUAACACAAAUUUAGAAUUUUAAUUGACUAUUUGAUACUUUUUUUAUUAUUAUUUAUUCUCAGAUAGCAUUGCUCAUUAUAAAAAAAGUUCAAGUUGAAAUUAAUUUUGUACAGUUUUUGGCUAAAAAAAGGGUUAUUUAGAUGUAUAUAAUGUAAAUUUUACUGAUUUAAAUGAAAAGACAAAAUAUUAUGUCUUAAUAGUAGGUACAUCAUAAAUUUUUUUCAGUCGUAGCAGACAUAAGUUUAUUUUAUUGGCAUUUAAAAUGAUAAGAUUACUAUUUUGAGUUUAAUUUUUUUUCACUUCUAAAUAUUUGUUUUUGAACUGAAUUCUCAAUAAGACAGUUGAUAUAAUUUUCUAUAGUGAUGCCUUUGUAUCUAAUAUAGGUGACUAAAUAUUCUACAAAAUAUAGUGUAUAAUAAAUUAGACUUUAUAAUUAAAUAUUUAUAGGUAGGUUGACACAUUAAGUUAACCGACCACACAAGAACACAAUUUAUUAAAAGUAUUAAUUGUAUUGCUCCUUAAAUGUAUAAUAAAGUUGUGUUUUUUUUUUAAUUUGUCAAAUUGUAUCUAUCACAAAAUAUUUAUACCAAGGUAUAAUUAUUCAUUAUUAUUUAUUAUAUUAUAAAAAAGAAACAAUAUUAUUCAUGUAUGACUAAAAUAUUUUGUUAAUAAUCAAAUUACUACUUAAGUAGUAUUUAGUGAUCUUUAAAAUUGUUUAUUACCAUAUUUUUGUUUUAUUAAGUCUAAAUUGUCAAUUAUUUUCAGUAUUUCAAUAAUUAAUUUGUUUUGAAUUAUUCAUUCCACUAAAAAUGUUUAUUUAUUUUCCAUUUAAUUAUAAUUAAGCAACAAAUGUACUUGGUUUUUAAAUGUUCAUUUGACUAAAAUAUAUUUAUUUUUUGUAUAGUAAGCACAAAUUUGACUUUUUUUUAAAUAAUCAUAAACCUCGGUGAUAUUUAAAUUGUUUAUUACAUUAACUUGUGCUAUAUUAUAUAUUUCUUUGUGUAUGUUUUAUUUUGUAUUUUAAGUCAUAAAUUAAUCAUUAUUGCGCUAUAAAAUUAGACUUUGCAUUAGUUUUUUAUUUUUAAGUUUUCAAUUAUUAAAGACUAAAGUUAUUGACCAGAAAUGUCAAUGUUUCUUUUGACAAACAAAAAAUUGAGAAUUCAUAUUAUAAUAAUUCAACUUUUUAUAAAUUAAAGUCAUGUUAAAUGUUAUUAUAAUAUUAUAAGAGACUGAGUGUAAUUUAUAUUCAGUUGUUUUAAGAAUUAAUUAUAUUUUCAAUUUUAAAAAUAUUUAAAAUAUUAUGUUGUACAUUAAACAGAAAGAUUUUUUACUUGAUUUUUAUAUCACAAUAUGGUUGUAACUAUUUUAUUUUAAUGUAUCUGAUGAGUUGAAUGCUGUGUAAUAGUUAGUACCAUUUUUUACAUACAAAUGGACUACAUUACGUAUGCAUAUUAAUGUGAUGGGUACAAAAUAAUUAGACUAUUUAGUAUUUAACUGUCAAUCAAAAUUGUUUGUAUCAUGUGGUUGAUUUAAAUGUUAAUUUAAAAACAAUUUUAAUAUUGUAAGUGUUUAAGAAUGGACUUUAUUUUAAAUAACUGAGUUGUAUAAUAUUAUUUGUAAUGUUUUUUUCAAAGACUGCAUUUAAAUUAUGUCAUUAAAACAUACCUUUUGUUUACAUAUUGUAAAAUUAUUUUGUUUAUUUACUUUCAUUUAAAAGGUUCAACAUAGCAAUGGAAAAAUUGAUAAUUUUCACUUAAUAAAACUCAUUUAUAUCUAUCCUUUAAUUAAAUUAAGCGU